GAGAGCACGAACGGGCAGCAAGCUCAGAGCCGCAUGCUAAUAGUUUACCAUAAGUGUCUCGGUGCAUGGACACACUGCCGUGCAGAUUUCCUGCCCCUUCAACUGCACCGUUUCUUAUUGUGUCAUGUAGUGUGACCUUACGGGUAGAUGAUGUGUGAGUGGUGUUGGUAGGGAUUCGCUGCUGGGGUCAUAGUGCAGAAAUGGAAGAAGAUCAGGUGCCAAACAAGGAUUCCUCUCAACCCACAGAUGCGAAGAAGGUGUAUUAUAAAUCUGAAACCAAGCGAUACAGUGAGAUCUUCAGAGAUUUCGAUAAUCUUGAUUUAUCUUUAAUCUCUUCUGCAGGGGAGGAUCUACUGGGAGACACUGACUCACAGUCAAUCUCAGAAUCCAUCCCUGCAGAAAACGCAGAGCUCACAGACCAACAUGAUGUGUCUAGUGAAGACACAUUUUGUCCACAGAUACGCCCUGAAGCCAAUGAAGUAGAUGGAAACCCAUCAGCCCAGGAAGCAGACCUGGCCCUCUGUCGCUGUGAGGAUGGAGUGGAGACGGCGCUGCAGUACACCAAGAUGUGGUGCCGCUAUGCCAAAGACCUACUUGCCUGGAUGGAGAAGAGGAUCAGCUUGGAGCAAGAAUUUGCAAAAAAUGUGAUGAAGACAGCUGAAGGAGCAAAAGCCAAUGUGACGCAGCAGGAAAUGAUGCCUCUACAGUACAUCUACACCAUGGCGCUACAGCAAGACAUCAGUAACAGUGUGACCUCUAAAAAGACUUCUGAAAUGCUACAAAACCGCUGUUACCAAGGCUUGGCUGCCAAGAGGAAUGAGAUUGACAAGUGGCGCAGAGAGUUUAAGGAGCAGUGGGCAAGACAGCAAAGGAGGAUGAAUGAAGCAGUGACAGCUUUUAAAAAGGCUCGGCAGCAAUACUUCCAACGCUGUGAUGAGCUAGAGAAGGCUAAAGCUCUCUCUGCUAAAGCUGUAGACGACACCGUUGUAAUCAAAACAUUGGAUAAGAGGAGGAAGUCUAAGGAUGAAGCCCAGGCUAAGGUGAUGGAGGCAGAGCUUCUGUACAGACAGUCUGUGAGUGAUGCCGGGAUCCAACAAGAUGAGUUAGUGAAGGUCAAAGAGAGAAUUAUUACUCACAUUCGCAAGCUCAUCUGUCAGGGAGACACUGUGCUCAAAGAGGCCACCGUCAACAUGUUUUACUACCAGCGGCAGCAGACAGAGCCUAUUCCCCUUGGCUACCACAACCUGGAGCUGACGUGCAGGUCCCUGGAGCCUGGUGAGCCCUACCUGCUCUACGUCCUCAGCAAGCGCCGCCUCGAGCAACCGCUCCAAUUCUUCACCUUCCAGGAGUAUGUUCCGCAGGGCAAAGGGAACAAACGAAAAACCAGCAAUAUCAGCUCCCUGCAGGACUCUUCACCUAUGACAGAUGACAUCCCUUACAGAAGACCCAGCGACGGCAGGAAGACAGGGUUCAGUGACAGCGAGAAUAUUGGAGGCAGUUUGGAAUCUCUGUCCAGCCCAGCUCCCGGUAAUAGGAGGCUGCCUAAAACCGCAUCCAGUUUGACACUUUCAUCGGACGACCUGGACGAAGAAUUAGAGUACACUGAUGGUCAGCCAAUCAAAGUGCGCACGCUUUCACGAGCUGCACUGACGCACCGACUCCGGAAGAUGAAGAGCAAAAUGGCCAAAUGCAAGCAGUGUGACACCUACAUUGUUGUCAGUGGAGUCGAAUGUGAGGAGUGUGGGCUGGCUUUGCACAGGAAGUGCAUGGAGGUGUGCCAGCUAGAGUGCGAGCACAGGAAAGGGACCGUGUUCGGAUCGGACCUGGCUCUGAUGCCGCGCGACAGGCCAGAUGAAGUGCCCUUCGUUGUGCUGCGCUGCACAUCUGAGAUUGAGAGUCGCGCUCUAUCACUCCAGGGGGUGUAUCGUGUGAGUGGGUCCAAGCCUCGCAUCCAGAAGCUCUGUCAGGCCUUUGAGAUGCAAAAGGAGCAGGUGGACCUCUCUGACCUCUCACCGCAUGACAUCACCUCAAUCCUUAAGCACUUCUUCAAGGAGCUCCCAGAGCCCUUACUAACCUUUGACCUGUACAAUGAUUUCAUUGCCGUGGGAAAGACCAUUCAGCAUCCGGGUGAAAGGGAGACGACAGCAGACACUAAUGAGAUAAUGGACAUUAUUCACAACCUCCAAAGUCUACUCCAGAAACUUCCUCCGUAUUGCUACAGAACUUUGCAGCAUCUGAUGUCUCACCUGCAAAAAGUUUCAGAGAACCAGGAGAACAAGAUGUCCCCUAGCAAUUUGGGCAUUGUGUUUGGGCCAACGCUGAUGCGCCCUCUCGUGUCCACGGACAUGUCAAUGAUUGCCCUGCUGGAGACCAGUUACCAGGCUGUACUUGUUGAGUUCCUCAUCACACACCACGACACAGUUUUUGGCCUUCAGCGGAGACCCGGUACACCCCCUCCCCCAGUCCCCACUGCCCCUCUUCCAGACACCCCUCCCCGAGCUUCCUGUCACCUGGAUGGGGAUGUAAACACCGGCCCGGAACAUGACAACUCCUCCAGAGAUCGCCCACGGUCACUAGAAAGUCGAACAAUCAAGAGAGAGUCAAGCGAGGGUUAUAUAUCUGACAAGUCUUCAUCCAAUGAGGCAGUGGACCAGCUCAGCCCUGAAGCCAAUGGGAGAGCAGUCCUGGCUAUAAGAGGGGUGAGGACAGAUCCUCGGGGUGAGACGGCAGGAGAACCAUACUCUGAUUUGGUGACCCAGCCACACUAUCGCUUCACCAGACAGCCUGUGAAGUAUCACCGGCAUCAUAACCCAGGGACCCAACUCUCCAACCCAGGUCAUGCAGCCAGACAGCUCGCAGCCCCAGUGCCGGGCUGUCCGGGGAGCGCUGACAGCAGCCGCAGUUCCUCUCCAGAGCCGGGGAUGCAAAGACCUUCCCAAAACUUAGAUGUCCGCUGUGAGAACACUCACCAGCCCCACCAGUCCACCGUUGCCACAGAGAAUAAAGUGGAUCCCCCACUAAGCCCCGGCAAGGUUGCGCAGUACAUGUUGGGACUGGACUCAACAUUUACGUCACCUGCAACUGUGACGUCAUCUGGUACCACAAAGGAAUCCUCCCAGGAGGAGGCGGCUGCUUGUCCGGCUGAUCUGAACAGAGUUCUGUCCAGUAACAGACAGAGCUCCGGGCAGAGUCGGGCUCUGUGUCACUCACCAAAGAAACUUCAUGUCGAGCACAACCUGACCGCACCAGCCCAGAAGAUCCUGUCUGGCCUGAAGCUGAGACGCAGCCACUCAGGGAAAGACGAGCAGCUCUUCGUCUGAUGAAAGAUACAAAUCUCCCGACAGUUCGCCGGAAUACAUUCACACAAACACUGGAGAUCCUCAUUAUCACUGUUAUUGUGUGUAUCGACUGGUCUAACUAUGAACAUUCAAGCAGUUAUCAGGAAAAAAGUUACAAAAUGAUGGUUCAGUCGCCGAAACGUUGAAUGCUUCAAACUUACAUUUGAGUCACUCUUUAAAGAAACCGAGCUGAAAAGUCUGAUGCUUACCGGGAUGCCACAGCCUUAUUACCACUAAUCCUCUUUAAGAUUUUGAUCUGUUGACCAUCCAGCUGUCUAAUACCCACAAGGACAAGAGAGGUUCAUGUAUUUAUAUCAGUUUUUAAUAUGUCUAGUGCAUUCAGGUGCAAACUAACACAUAUGUAUCAAGUUUCUUCUUUGUUUGUCCCAAACAAUCUAUGAGGAAAAUCCGCAAAAUUCAAAGCCCAUCAAGUGUUCGAGUGUUGUGUUUUUAAGAUGAUGUUGUUAGCUAUUAGUUGCGUUUCUUAAAACUUUAUAGGCUUCAGAUGGAAAAUUUUGUAGUACAUGAACAACGAUAUGCUCUCAUUGGUUUCAUGGUUAUCUUAACAGGUAGUUUUUAGUUUCAUGCACCUUUCCUGUUUUAACACAAGGGGGCGGUAUUCUCCCAGUGUGAAGGGAAAACAUGCCAGACACAAUAGUAGAAGGGCAAUAAACCAUUGAUUUCUAAUUACAAGUACAGUGUUUUGAAAUGUCACUUUUCCUGUCACAUCAACCUUCCUACAUCAGCCUUUCCAUCCCCGGACCUG
This is a messenger RNA of Xiphias gladius (swordfish), 4104 nucleotides long. Its product is annotated as GEM interacting protein. Bases 201 to 3320 code for a protein of 1039 amino acids. The record is from RefSeq and is a predicted model, not a curated record. NCBI's taxonomy places the organism in Eukaryota, Metazoa, Chordata, Actinopteri, Istiophoriformes, Xiphiidae. Gene Ontology annotation, biological process: signal transduction; negative regulation of GTPase activity; activation of GTPase activity. Gene Ontology annotation, cellular component: plasma membrane. Gene Ontology annotation, molecular function: GTPase activator activity. The transcript is spliced from 21 exons.